CGGCCCUUCUUCCUGCGCGACGGCGACGCGACAGCGGUGACGCGACGACGCUGGGCCCCGCCCCUUCCGCACGCUGAUUGGAACCUGGGAGAAACGUCCAGCGCGUUACGUCAGCUCGCUCCCCGACGCCGCCGUCGGGGUUUUCGCUGACGCACAGGCCCCGCCCCCUCCGCCCUCCUCUUUGCCUGCGAUCCGGAGCCCCCGGCCGACAGAGCGUCAGUCGCCCGGAGUGCGGAGCCGUCUGCACGUCGCCGUGGAGGCUCUCGCUUCCGGGAACCGCGCAGCUUCCCCGGCGGCGGCCGCGGCCCAGGCAUCCGAGAGAGCGUCCCGCGGGCCCCUGCGUCCCGGUCUCGCCGCGCGCGCCCAGCUCUCCCUCAGCGGAGGCGUGUGGUGACGCCGAGCCGCCGCGGCCUGCGGUGCCCCCUCCCCCGGCCUCGCCCCGCCGCCGCGGCCCGAGCUCCGCCGCCACCGCAGAAGGAACAAAGGAGGCAGGCGGCGCCCCCUUCCCGCCCGCCCCCGGCUCGCGGCGGCGCCUCAGGGCGUCCGGUGCUCCCCGGAGGCCUCGGCCCGGCCGAGCCCGGUUUCUGCCCGCGUCCCGGCCCACGCAGACAAAUAUGGCUCAGGAGACUAACCAGACCCCAGGGCCCAUGCUGUGUAGCACAGGAUGUGGCUUUUAUGGGAAUCCUAGGACAAAUGGAAUGUGUUCUGUGUGUUACAAAGAACAUCUUCAGAGACAGCAGAAUAGUGGCAGAAUGAGCCCGAUGGGCACAUCUAGUGGUUCCAACAGUCCUACCUCAGAUUCUGCAUCUGUACAGAGGGCAGAGACUAGCUUAAACAACUGUGAAGGUGCUGCUGGCAGCACAUCUGAAAAAUCAAGAAAUGUGCCUGUGGCUGCCUUGCCUGUAACUCAGCAAAUGACAGAAAUGAGCAUUUCAAGAGAGGACAAAAUAACUGCCCCGAAAACAGAGGUGUCAGAGCCAGUUGUCACUCAACCCAGCCCAUCAGUUUCUCAGCCAAGUACUUCUCAAAGUGAAGAAAAGGCUCCUGAGUUGCCCAAACCAAAGAAGAACAGAUGUUUCAUGUGCAGAAAGAAAGUUGGCCUUACAGGGUUUGACUGCCGAUGUGGAAAUUUAUUUUGUGGACUUCACCGUUACUCUGACAAGCACAACUGUCCAUAUGAUUACAAAGCAGAAGCUGCAGCAAAAAUCAGAAAAGAGAAUCCAGUUGUUGUGGCUGAAAAAAUCCAGAGAAUAUAAAUUACUACUUGUGAAGAGACUGAAACUUUGUUUUUAUUUUAAUAUAUCGUAGGAAAACAUUAAAGAGCAGAUGCAUGGCCAUUUUC
Messenger RNA from Erinaceus europaeus (western European hedgehog), 1342 nucleotides. It is a transcript of the gene ZFAND5, whose product is annotated as zinc finger AN1-type containing 5. Bases 615 to 1256 code for a protein of 213 amino acids. The record is from RefSeq and is a predicted model, not a curated record. Lineage: Eukaryota; Metazoa; Chordata; Mammalia; Eulipotyphla; Erinaceidae. The transcript is spliced from 6 exons. Gene Ontology annotation, molecular function: DNA binding; zinc ion binding.